This is a messenger RNA of Opisthocomus hoazin, 2067 nucleotides long. Lineage: Eukaryota; Metazoa; Chordata; Aves; Opisthocomiformes; Opisthocomidae. The record is from RefSeq and is a predicted model, not a curated record.
AUGCUGAAGGCUGGAGAGCUGCAAGACCAAGAAGCCAUCAGAGCAGGAGAGGAGGCCAGUGGGGAAGGCCAUAGCAAGCACAGCACACAGAGGGAUCCCAAGAGGAGGGAGAAGACCCAUGCCUGCACUGAGUGCAGGAAGAGCUUCAGGAUAAAGGUGGACCUCACCAAGCACCUCCGGACUCACACAGGUGAGAGACCGUUCACCUGCACCAACUGUGACAAGAGGUUCUCAACCAAAUCACAACUCAAGGAGCACCAUAGGAUCCACACGGGUGAGCGGCCAUAACAGUGCCUGGACUGCGGAAAGAACUUCACUCAGAAGUCGCAGCUCAUCGUGUACGACUGGAUCCACAUGGGUGAGAAGCCCUACUAUGCCAAGGGGGCCCAGCAGAAUGCCUCCAGGGCCAUCAUGGGCGAAUCCACUCUGGCAGGGGAGAUCUUCCGCUGUGGCACCUGCAGGAAAGAGUUCAAGGAGAAGUCAGUGUUAGUGACCCACCACAGGAUUCACAUCAGGGAGGAUCCCUACCCCUGCCCCAUGUGUGGGCAGUGCUUCUGGCAGAAGAUCCACCUCACUCGGCACCAGCAGACCCAUGAGCGGACCAGUGUCCACAUCUGCAGAGCCUGUGGGGACCACUUUGGCAGCAAGAGGGAGAUGUUGCAGCAUCACCGGGGUCACCAUCCCUGGAAGGCCCCCCACACCUGCACUACCUGUGGAAAGCGCUUCAGCCAGAAGUAUGGGAAGACAUUCAGCAAGAAGGGAAACCUGGCCAACCACCAGUGUGCUCAUGCCGAGGGUCAAGUUCACCACUGCAGGUCUUGUGGGAAGGGCUUUGCCAGGCUGGGGGAGCUGACCAAACACGAGCGGACCCACAGCAGGGAGAAGCCCUAUGGGUUUGGGCAGUGCGGCACGUGCUUUGCCCAGCGCACCCAACUGGUCACCCACCAGUGCAUCCACACUGGUGAGCAGCCCUACCCCUGUGGUGACUGUGGCAAGUGCUUUGGUGACAAGUCACACCUCACCAUCCAUCAGCACACCCACACCGGUGACCGGCCUUUCCCCUGCCUCACCUGUGGCACAGACUUCCGCCAGACGAUUGCCUUGAUCAAGCACCACCGCAUCCAUGAGUGUGGCAGGAAUAAGGGAAGCAGCGAAGACAUCAGUGUUGACAUCAACGCCGAUGUUGACAUCAAUGCCAAUGGCAAUAAUGCCAACACCAACAGCAGUGCCAAUGUCAAGACCAACGUCAAUGCUGAGGUGUCUGGCAAAGAUGAGGAGAGACCGGCUGUCCCCUGUUGGUGGGUCCCUGCUGGCAGGUGGCCCUUCUCCUGCAGUGAGCGUGGGAAGGGCUUUGCCCAGAAGGCCCAGCUGGCGGUCCACCACACUGGGGAACGCCCCUUCCCCUGCACCAACUGCUCCACAGCCUUCAUCAACAAGUCCCGCAUCAUCGUCCACCGCUGCACCCACAUCAGUGAACACCCCUUCCCCUGUGCUGCCUGUGGUCAAGCCUUCACCCAGAAGGUCACCCUCACCAACCACCAGCGGGUCCACAUGUGGGAGCACCAGCCACUGCCAGCCCCAGUUCCCCUCGGGUACUCGGGUGAGGAGUGACCCUUCACCUGUGCCAUCUGCGGGAGAGGUUUCCACAAGGAGAUCGCCCUCACGACCCACCGCCGGGUCCACAACAGGUAUGAGCCCAACCGCUGCAACAAGUGUGGGCAGGUCUUCCCUGACAGGGCCCAGCUCUGGCUCCACCAGCCCUCCCAUGCCGAGGACUGGCCGUUCAAGUGUGCCACGUGUGGGAAGGACUUCAAGAGGAAAGAGAUAUUGAUUACCCACCAGUGGGUCCACACAGGAGAGGCACCAUUCCAGUUCCCUCAGUGCAGUAAAAGCUUCUCAGAAGCCAACCUCAUGAAGCACCAGCUCACAUCUGCUGGGGCCCAUUUAUCUGCUCCGAUUGCGGGCAAAGCUACACCACCACUGGGCAUUUCAAGAGGCAUCAGAGGAACCACCUCAAGAAGUAAAGUCCUCCUGGCGAGGGAAAGGAGCCCCAUCAGGACCCAAUGA